AUGCCCUCAUCUACUGCUGCCAAUGCCCAAGAUGGUCCAAUUGUUAAAAGACAAAAAUUGAACGUUGCUGAUGCGCCGAAAAAAACUUUGAGAGAAUCAAGAAUCUUUACUCCAUUUCGAACAAUUGGUUUAGUAUCUUCGACUUCCGUUCCCUUCACUUCGAUACCACUCGGCAAAACCACUUUCCAAAUCACAACCUCCGUAGGAAGAUGUUUACAAACGUACGACCUUAAAAGAGGACUCAACCUUGUCUUCCUCACUAGACCACAGACACCAGCAGAUAUAACGGCUACGAUAGCAUGGAAAGAUAAAGUCUUCGCAGCGUGGGGAGGUCAGGAAAAUGAUGGCCACCAGGGUCUUUGUGUAUUCAAGAGAGGAAAGAGGAUUGAGGAGAUCCCAAUCCCAGCAGACCUUAAGGAACCCAUUAAACAAAUUUUGGUCUUUGGCACUUGGAUAGUAGGAUGCUGUUCCACCAGGAUAGAAGUAUGGAAAACCUCGACAUAUGAGCAUUACACGACCUUGUAUACUACAGCAGCACAAAAGGGUGGAAAUGAACUUACGGGCGGAAUAUGCAACAUGCCAACAUAUUUAAACAAGAUAUUUGCAGGAAGGAAAGAUGGUGGAGUCGAAAUAUGGAAUGUCAGCUCGGGGAAACUGAUUUACACCCUCUUACCACCAGGUCCAAACUGUGGAGCUGUGACCGCGCUACAACCCACGCCAGCAUUAUCUCUCCUGGCUAUUGCGUACUCUGAAGGUCCACUGAUAAUUCAUAAUGUGCGAACGGAUAAGACCGUCAUUCACCUCAAUGGCGGCGCAUCUGAAUCUACUAUCACAUCCAUUUCUUUUCGUACAGAUGAUCUUGGAGCUGGAGAGGACGGCAAGAAGCCCGGAGUUAUGGCAACGGCAGGUCCAGAGAAUGGCGAUGUGACAUUCUGGGAUCUCAAUGGCGGUGGUAGAGUUAUGGGGGUACUUCGAGGUGCCCACAAUCCGCCUUCCGACUCCGGCGCGACGGUAAGCGGAGGACUGAGCAAAGUUGAGUUUCUCUCUGGGCAACCUGUCAUAGUAACAAGUGGAUUGGAUAACUCUUUGAAAUCCUGGAUUUUUGAUGAAGCGCCUUACUCUCCGAUACCACGAAUCUUGCACUCGCGUAGUGGCCACGCUGCACCAGUCACGCACCUCCAAUUCUUACCUACCGACGCAGAUGGAGCAGAUGCUGGUGGAAAAUGGCUUUUAAGUGCUGGUAAGGAUCGCAGUUUAUGGGGAUGGAGUCUUCGAAAAGACGGACAAAGCACAGAAUUAAGUCAGGGAAACAUACGAAAGAAAGCGAAGAAAAUGGGUAUUCUGGCUCAAUCCACAUUAGCAAAUGAGCCUAGCACGACCCUUGAGGAUUUAAAGGCCCCAGAGAUCGUGUGUCUAGCAUCCUCACUGAAUCGCGACGGUGGAAUGGGUGCACAUCCUGGAACUGGAGCAAUUUGGCAAAAGGGUAAUAUGCAAAAGAAGGGUAUGGACGCGACAGCGAGUGGCGUUACAGGCUGGGAGAGCGUUGUUACUGGCCACAAAGAUGACAGGUUUGCACGGACGUGGUUUUGGGGAAGGAAGAAGGCUGGAAGAUGGGCAUUUGAAACUGGUGAUGGAGGAAAUGUCAGAAGCGUUACCAUCAGCCCUUGUGGCACUUUCGCGGUCGUUGGGUCGGAAACUGGAGGACUUGAUAUGUUUAACCUUCAGUCUGGACUUCACCGACAACGAUACCCCUCCAAACUUACGCCAGCUCAGGCGAGAAAGUUGAAGAUACAGCAAUUACAGGCAGCCGAGAGUGGGAAGGAAAUAUCCUCCGAGAAGGAAAAGAACUUCCAACCUGGACUUGGUAAACACAGAAAGGCUGUAACGGGAGUGGUGGUAGAUUCUCUGAACCGGAAUAUUAUUAGUUGCUCUCUCGAUGGCAAGAUAAAAUUCUGGGAGUUUGGAACUGGUAACCUAGUCGAUGAGAUUGACUGGUUUCCGAUGGCAUCUAUCACAGGGAUGAGAUAUCAUGCACCGAAUGAUCUUAUUGCAGUUUCGUGCGAUGACUUGUCUAUUCGAGUUGUUGAUAUUGAGACUAAAAAGACCAUCAGAGAGUUGUGGGGAUGCCAGGGAGGAAUUAAUGACAUGUGCUUUUCUAAUGAUGGGCGAUGGAUCAUUUCAGCCUCGACCGACUGUGUGGUUCGAGUAUGGGAUCUUCCAACUGGUCAUCUCAUUGACGCAAUGCGAAUGGAAACCCAAUGCACUGCACUUGCCUUUUCUGGAACAGGCGAGUUUCUAGCCACAACAUGUGCAGGACAGGUUGGGGUCAAUAUAUGGAACAACAAAACUCUUUUCACCCACGUCCCCACUCGACAUAUUUCCGAAAAGGAAAUCGCUUCGAUCACAGCACCAACGGUAUCUGGAGAAGGUGGCCACAAUGUCAUCGAUGGCGCAUUCCAAGAUGAGGAUGAAAAUACCGAAGAUGCAGCUCCUGCUCUGUCACUUGAUCAGCUAAGCAAAGAUUUGAUGACCCUAAGUGUAGUACCAAAGAGUAGAUGGCAAACCCUUAUUCACCUAGAUCUUAUAAAAGCCCGUAAUAAGCCUACGGAAGCACCAAAAUUGCCAGAAAAGGCACCUUUCUUCCUUCCAUCCAUCGAUUCUGCCGCGGACCCAUCAACACAAGAAGAAAAUUCAACAGACAGCGCCGCGGAAAGAUCAAGAAUUAUGAAACUCGACCGUAUUGCGUCUGAACGUUCCUUUACAGUGACUCUCCGAUCUGGCGGUGAAUCAGGUGAUUAUCAUCUCAAGACGCUGUCUCCUUCUGCUGCAGACCUUGAAAUUCGCUCUCUCUCACCUACAUCUAAUGAGUUAAUUCAUUUUAUCCAUGCGCUUACGUCACGUCUUUCCCAAAAGAGAGAUUACGAAUUAGUGCAAGCAUGGAUGGCUGUAUUCUUAAAAUUACAUAAUGAAGAAGUGGCCAAUAGUGAGGAAUUAAGAAAUGCAGUCAUUGAAUGGAGAGCACAACAAGAAAAGGAAGGCGCUAGAUUGGGAGAAUUGGUGGGUUGGUGUGGAGGUGUAGUAGGGUUUUUGAGAAGUCCUAGAACUUGA
Messenger RNA from Sclerotinia sclerotiorum 1980 UF-70, 3108 nucleotides. RefSeq lists its product as hypothetical. Bases 1 to 3108 code for a protein of 1035 amino acids. Gene Ontology annotation, biological process: rRNA processing. The record is from RefSeq and is a predicted model, not a curated record. NCBI's taxonomy places the organism in Eukaryota, Fungi, Ascomycota, Leotiomycetes, Helotiales, Sclerotiniaceae. The transcript has 3 exons. Gene Ontology annotation, molecular function: protein binding. Gene Ontology annotation, cellular component: small-subunit processome; Pwp2p-containing subcomplex of 90S preribosome.